Molecule: messenger RNA, 2851 nt
Organism: Cuscuta epithymum
Lineage: Eukaryota; Viridiplantae; Streptophyta; Magnoliopsida; Solanales; Convolvulaceae
Source: the annotation of a GenBank genome assembly
AAUCACAACUUUACCUUUCCGACCACUGAACCACUAAACAAACAAGACAUUUAUUGUGAGGGGAGUAACUACCAGUAGAGAAUUGCCGCCUGGGGCAACUGUAAUUCAAAAUUUUGGAUGGGCGCAAAGAAGGCCUCAAUCCUAAACCAUCUUCUCAACGCCAAUGUCGCUGCAACUAAUCGCCUUGAACCGCCGCGACAAGCUGAAGUUAAAGCGUUAACCACCGCAAUCACGCUCUACCUCCGCUCUGGAGACCUUGCAAAGGCGGUCUCAGUUCUCUUUGGCGCCCCAUUCCCCUUUCCUUUCUCUAUCUACUCUCACCUCUUCAGAUUCUGUGCCUCAAACAAAGCAGCUGUUGAGGCUCGCAAAGUCGAAUCCCACUUAGUCACCUUCUCCUCGAACCCGCCAGUUUUUGUGCUCAACCGAGCUAUGGAAGCUUAUGGAAAGUGUAACUGCUUGGAGGAUGCCCAAGAGUUGUUUGACGAAUUGCCUCGCCGAGAUGGAGGCUCCUGGAAUGCAAUGAUUACUGCUUAUUCACAAAAUGGGUAUGCCCAGAGGGCAAUGGAAAUGUUUCUCCACAUGCGUCUGUCAGGGGUGUUUGCUACUGAGAUCACAUUUGCAAGUGUUAUAGUAUCUUGUGCUUCCCUCUUGAAUGUAUGUAAUUUAAGACGUGUUCAUGCUCUCAUCAUGAAGUUUGGCUUCUCCGGAAAUGUAAUCCUGGAAACUUCACUGGUUGAUGCGUAUGGGAAAUGCAAAGAGAUGAGUGAUGCUAAAAGGAUGUUUGAUGAAAUCAAGAAUCCAAAUAGUGUUUCUUGGAAUGUGAUAAUCAGAAGGUAUAUUGACCUUGGUGCGGGUAAGGAUGCUCUAUUUAUGUUCUCAGAGUUGGUGAGGGCAAAUGCGAUUCCUCUGACAUUUACUGUAUCCAAUGCUCUUGUUGCGUGCCUGUCCAUUGGUGAGCUCUCUGGAGGGCUUCAAAUUCAUGGAUUUUCUAUCAAGACUAACGUCGAGACGGAUAAGGUGGUUGCAAGUUCUCUUAUUGAUUUGUACAGGAAAUGUGGGGAUAUUGGAAGCGCUCGGAGGAUUUUUGACCUGCUGUGUUCAAAAGAUUUGAUUCACUGGACAUCAUUAAUGUCUGGGUAUGCGAUGGAUGGAAGGACAAGGGAGGCAAGGGAGCUAUUCAACAAGAUGCCAGAACACAAUGUGGUCUCAUGGAAUUCUAUGCUUGCUGGCUAUGUGCACAGUGGAGAAUGGAAUGAAGCCUUAGAUCUUAUAUUUCUGAUGUUCAAACAGACCAGUGACAUUGAUCAUGUCACUAUUGGAUUGGUUCUCAACGUCUCUUCAGCCCUUUCAGAUAUUGAAUUGGGGAAACAGGUUCAUGGAUCCAUGUACAGAAAUGGAUUCCACUCCAAUUUGCAUGCUGCCAAUGCGCUUCUUGACAUGUAUGGUAAAUGUGGGAACUUGAGAAGGACUAUAGUGUGGUUUCAUGAAAUGAGUCAGUGGAGGGAUGCAGUUUCUUGGAAUACUUUAUUAGCUAGCUAUAAUUCACACGGGAUGGGUGAAACAACACUGAUGAGUUUCCCAAACAUGAUAGGAGGGAUUGUACCUAGUAAAUACACUUUUGGAACCCUCUUGGCUUCGUGUGCAAAUACUUUUUCUCUGAAAUCAGGUAAAGAAAUUCACGGGUUUAUCAUCAGAAAUGGGUAUGAGAUGGAUAAUGUGAUCAGUGGAGCAUUAGUUAACUUGUACUCGAAGUGUCGUUUUCUUGAUUAUGCUCUUGAUAUAUUUGCAGUAACACCACAAAAAGAUUUGGUAUUGUGGAACUCUUUGAUGCUGGGAUGUUAUCAUAACAAGAGGAAUGAUUAUGUUUUUGAAUUGUUUGAGUUAAUGAAGGAAGAGGGAAUUAUGCCAGAUAGUGUAACUUUCCAAACUAUAUUUCUUGUGUGCAUUCGUGAGGGUAGUGUACAUUCAGGUAAGCGGUAUUUUGACUUGAUGCGUGAUAAAUGUAGGAUUAUCCCUGGGUUGAAGCACUAUGAAUCCAUGAUUGAGCUGUUUGGACAGCAUGGGUUCUUCGACGAGCUUGAGAGUUUUAUUAAGGAGAUGCCUUUUUCUCUCACUCCUCAUAUGUUAGAGAGAAUUCUCCAUUUCUGUGGAGAGCAUAGGAAUGUUGAGUUCGGAAAGUGGGCUAGUAAUCAACUAAAGCAAGAGAAUUCAUAGAACAGCUUGCUCUAAAAUGGCAGAAGAUGCACAAUAACACUGAGUCACUGACUGCUGAGCUUCUGGUAGUGAAAAGGUUAAGGAAGCACCUGGUUGUUGCAUUGCUGAGAACUAGUUUGGCAUCAAUGAAGUUUCUAGAAGCAGGCAAAACAUCUUUAAAGGAGGCUGGCCACCUGCACCUCUAACCAAUAAAGAAUGGGUUUGCUAUUCUAGGAAAACAUAGGCAUCCAAGGAAUGUGUAUGCUUUGGGUGGAGAUCUUUCAAUCCAGAACUUAGAGUGGUUGCUUAUGGGCUUUGGUUAAGAAAAUCAGUUAUCAAAGACUCCAGUAACAUGUUUUGCACUUUUCAGGUGUCAUUAACAGCAUUCUAAAAACACAAUAACUGGCAAUCUAGUAUGGCCUUCUCAUUUGAUCACCUUGGAGCACAACGAUGUUCAGCUAUUAUUGAACUAGAUUUAUUCUCACUUUUGAAAAUGUAUAGUACGUUCUACGAAGGAAAUAGUUUUUUAUUUAGAAAAAUGUUUUACACACUUCUUGACCCCCAUCAUACAGAGUUGUACACUAAAAUAGGUGUAUGGAUAUAUACCCAAGAGUGUUGUACAGAAAUGCUAUUUUCUGAAAGAAUAUUCUUUACUGUA